Paramecium sonneborni is the source of this 1527-nucleotide messenger RNA. NCBI's taxonomy places the organism in Eukaryota, Ciliophora, Oligohymenophorea, Peniculida, Parameciidae. The record is from the annotation of a GenBank genome assembly.
AUGGAGAUUCCUUUGGCAGCAACAUUUUUAGGAUUGUUUGGAUGGAAUGUCUAUUAACUUAUUAAAAAAUUUAAAGCAAGAGAAAGAUAAAGUUGUUUGGUAAAAUUAAUAGAAGACCAAUCUAACUCUUUGAUAAUGACUUUAUCCCCUUAUAAAAAGAGAAAAAUAACUGAUUUUAAAGAGGUUGUUAUCAAGAAUCCUUAAAUUGUUGAAAUCUAAGAUAAUAAAGAAUAAUACGAUUGUGAUUCAUAUUAAAGAAUCUAAACAGUAUUAGAAUAAGUGGAAUAUGAAAGAUUUUAAGAAUAGGAUUACAUAGAUAAUGCCUAAAAUUUUAACUCAAGUGUUUUUGCUUAAAACAAAGAUGAUUUAAGGAAAAACAAAUAAAAUAAGGAUUUUUCAUUCACAAGCUAAAAUUAAAAUCAAAAUGAUGAAGAUUAAAAAAUUAAUAAUCUUGAAAUCUAUGAUCAAGUUAAUGAAUAACAUGAACAUUGUUCUGAUUUAGCAGAAAAAGAAACCAAUAAUAAUACUUUAACAAAUGUAAAAGAAUAAUAAUAAAUCAAUUAAGUUGAUGAUGAUUUUAAUUAUAAUAAUCAAAUUUAGAGAUUUUAAAACAAUUCUUUUGAUGAUUAAAUAUUGUAAGGAGUUUAAAAUUCAAAUUUUUAAAUUAAUAACAUAAAUAAUGAACAGCCAAUAUUUUAAUAAGGAAAUUAUACAAUAGGAUAAUUUUAAGUAAUAUCUCACAAUCUUGAAGUAUAAUCAAAUAUGUUUUAAAAUUUUUACAAUCCCAAUCAAGAAGAAUCAAUAUUACCAUUCUUUGCUUAAAAUAAUACAUUAAUCCCAUCUCAAUAAUCAUCUAAUUUAAUUCAAAAUAUUUCUUAACCCAUAUAUGAAUUACCUAAAAUAUUACAGGAGACUCUUAAUUAAACUUAAUAAUAAAAAAUUGAAAACGAAUAGAAUAAUUAAAACUAUUUUCACAAUUUUACAUAAAAUUGCUAACCUAUUUAUUCAGUAAAUAAUAUUUAAUAAUCUAAUUAAAUAUUUAAUCAACUAUUUUAAGGAAUUUCGAAUAACUAAUUGAAUAAGGAAUUACUUCAUUCUUAAAAUUCAAUCUAAUAUUAACCAAGAGGUAGUUUAUACAUUUAGGAUAUUAAAAAUAAAAAUACAAUAUUUUAAAAUAUUGGUUUCAAAGAACAAACAUAAUUACCUAGAUUUUAGAAUGAAGAAGAAUAAUUUAGUUUCAAAAAAAGAAAUACUAAAUUUGAGGAAUUAAAUUUAGAAUAGAAUUAAUUUAAAAAUGAUGGCUAAAAAACUUCUAUCAACAAUAUUCAAUAAUCAAAAUUAAAUAAAGGACAAGCAAUAUUUAUUACAAAUUCAAUCGAUAAUCAACCUAAAUAACAAAAAGAGUUAAAAAGCAGUCAUUUUAAUGAUUUCUCAUUUUAUUUAUAAUUAUUGGGAGGAGGAGGAGGACUCAAUACUAAAGUAAGCGUGCCAUCAGGAAAUUUAUUAAAAUUAUUGCUGAAUAAUUGA